This is a messenger RNA of Cylicostephanus goldi, 534 nucleotides long. Lineage: Eukaryota; Metazoa; Nematoda; Chromadorea; Rhabditida; Strongylidae. The record is from the annotation of a GenBank genome assembly.
AUGAGCUUCUUUUUGGAUCUCAUCCCUUUAUGUAAGGUAGCUGAAAACCGACUACGAAAUGGCUUUGCCUGUAUCCGCCCACCAGGUCAUCACUCCGAGAGGGACCAAGCUAUGGGCUUUUGUUUUUUCAACAAUGUCGCUAUCACUGCGCGUUAUCUUCAGAACAAAUAUCCGCAGCAGUGCGCACGAAUUGCAAUUAUCGACUGGGACGUCCACCAUGGGAACGGAACGCAGCUCUGUUUUGAAGAAGAUCCUAAUGUUUUAUACUUGUCACUUCAUCGUCAUGACAACGGGAACUUCUUUCCUGGAACGGGAGCUGUUACCGAAAUCGGACGUGGAGCUGGCAAGGGCUUCUCAGUCAAUGUGCCCUUUUCUGGAGGCGUCAUGAGAGAUGCUGAUUAUCUAGCUGCUUGGAGGGUAAUUGUUCAGCCUAUUCUAGAGCAAUUCCAGCCAACUUUCAUAUUAGUAUCAGCGGGCUUUGAUGCAUGUUGCGGUCAUCCAAAUGCUCUUGGCGGGUACGAUACUGUUGUCUGA